AUGGUGAUCGAUUUGAACGUUUCUGCUGAUGAACUUGAUGAUGAAGAAAAUCCGAAUGAUUUUCAGAGUAAUGACUGUAGCGUUUCCGAAGAGGUUAGUGUUUCCGAUCUGGAUAACGAGUCCUAUAUGUCACUAAGAAAUCAACUUGAGGAUAAAUUACAGGUUGGUUCUGUUUAUGAUAGUCUGGAUGUCAUUUAUAUCUUGUACUCCCAGUAUGGUGUUGUAUCUGGCUUUAGUGUUAAGAAGGGAGCCCAAAAAAAAAUAGACGAAUCUAAGGAGCUCAAGUUAAAAGUUUUUCAUUGUUCUUGUGAAGGGUAUCCAGAUAACAAACGUUCGGUUGGACGAAUUGCCUCAUAUAAGAAGCAAGUUACUAGGACAAAUUGUAAGGCAAGGUUGCGAGUCGUUAGACCGGAAGAGGGUGAUUGGACAGUUUCUGUUUUUUUUAAACAGCAUAAUCAUGAAUUUGUGUCACCAGACCAGAGUUAUACGUUGAGAUCUGCCCGCCAUAUGUCAUAUGCUAAGAAAUCGGUAUUAGAUGCUCUUAGGUCUGUUGGAAUUAAGAUUAGUAAGGCCUACAGGUUCAUGGAAAAAGAAGCAGGUGGCCGACCGGCGUUAGGCUUUACCAAAAAAGACGCAUAUGCACACGUUAAUUUAUCGAGAAAGGAAACGAAACUUGAAAAUGUUGAUGCAAAUGCACUGAUGAAGUAUUUCAUUGGUAAAGGCAACACCGAGACCCAUUUUUACUGGAAUGUACAGCUUGAUGAUGAUGGUAGGCUGAUGAACUUCUUCUUUAGAGACACUCGUUGUGCUUUUGAUUAUGAGCUAUUCGGGGAUGUUUUGUCGGUUGAUACCACGUAUCGAACAAAUAAGUACAAUCUUAUCUGUGCACCAUUCGUUGGUAUAAAUCAUCACAAAAAUAAUGUCCUUUUCGGCCUUGCCUUCUUGUCUGACGAGACCACAAAAUCUUUUGAGUGGUUGUUUAGUACUUUCUUAGAGGCGAUGAACGGGAAAGAGCCGGGGAUUAUAUUCUCAGACCAAUGUCAAGCGCUCAUGAAUGGUAUAGACUAUACUUUCAAAACAGCUUGCCAUCGUUUGUGCCAAUGGCACAUUAACCAAAAUGCUCCGUCACAUUUUGGUUCGUUAAAUGGCAACGCUGCCUUCAAGCAGUCAUGGUACUAUUGUAUGAAUGGGUGUGCUACCGAAGAUGAAUUUGACUCAACUUGGCAGACAAUGAUUACCAAUUACGGGCUAAGUGAAAACCGUUGGUUUCGGAACAUGUACAAUUUGAGAAAGCGUUGGUCAUCUGUGUUUACCAUCGACAAGUUUACAGCAGGGCUACAUGCGACUUCUAGGAGUGAGGUGACGAACAAAGUUUUGAAAGAUUUAUGUUCUGCCACCACCACCCUACAUGACUUUGUGCUGAGGUACGAAAGACUACAACACGAGUGGCGUCUCCGAGAGAUUGAGGAGGACACUAUGUGUCGUGGUGUGCCUGGGCAAUUUAUCCAGAACAACAACUUGUUAAAACAUGCGGCAAGUGUGUACACUCGGAACGUGUACAAAACUUUUGAAUGCGAGGUUGCUCAUUCUUUGAACGUGAAGAUAAUCCAUCAUCCAUACGAUUUUAGUGGGGAUGAAUUGGUGUAUGGAGUAUCUUCCACUUCAGCAAGUAAUGGGAUGCGCAGCUUGCCCGAACACUUCAUACUAAAGAGGUGGAGGAAGGACGCCAAGAAUAGGCUUCAAGGUGAUGAUGUAAGUAAGUCUCCCCAAGGAGGUAUAGAAAGCAUUGCAAAUAUGGUGUUUGUAAACCAUAAUAUGAGAACUCUUUACGACAUGAUGUUGGAGUGCAAGGGAGAGAAGCUUUUCAGGGAUGUGAUCAGCAAACAUGUUGGUAACUGUGUGAAGGAAAUAGCAAGAUUGAAAUCCGAAAGACAAGGGCCUAACAGUCCUAAUGCCAGAGAAGAGAAAAAUUCGGGUCCUGUGAAUAUCAAAAAUCCAAGAACACCAAAAAAGAAAAGGUACCCUGUCAAACGUUUACGGCGUCAUUGGGAUGGGCCACAUCCAAAAAGACCGGUCGGCAAAUCUAACAAGCGAACGUGUUUCGAUGAUGAUUCAAUCCCCAAUUUCGAGCUGUCACAGACUGAAAAUUUUCAAGCAAGCCAGAUCUCCGGCACACGUGAACGAGAGGCUAUGGAAGCCAAGCUCAUGGAUUUGAUUAUUGCCGAAAGUGAUGCGAAGGGUAACCCAAAAGGAAUUCCUCAGUCAUGGGACUUCCUUGUAUCUGUGCAAGAAAAAAUGAAUGCGCAAUUCUACAUGUCAAAAGAUGGGGUUUUUUGGGACAAACUUACCAACACAUUGAGAGCUUCCGAGGAGACGUGGCGAAGAAUUCAGGAGACCAAAUCUGGCGCCUUGGUGUAUAGGGCACGCGGAGAGCCGCACUAUGUUGCACUUGCAAAAUUGUUCCAUGAGAAGGUGUUUGAGUAUCUGGAUUAUGACGAACCCGAACCUUCGGAAUCCGAUUCAGAUUAA
Salvia miltiorrhiza (redroot sage) is the source of this 2529-nucleotide messenger RNA. Its product is annotated as protein FAR1-RELATED SEQUENCE 5-like. Gene Ontology annotation, biological process: regulation of DNA-templated transcription. NCBI's taxonomy places the organism in Eukaryota, Viridiplantae, Streptophyta, Magnoliopsida, Lamiales, Lamiaceae. The transcript is spliced from 6 exons. The record is from RefSeq and is a predicted model, not a curated record. The coding region runs from base 1 to 2529 and encodes 842 amino acids.